AAAAGCCUGCAUUCACUGGUAAAGGACUGCUCUCCACUUGGCGUGUGCCAUUGGGAGUGUAGAUAUGGUGAAGAUCCUGGUACUUUCUCAAUGCCAGCUAAACCUCCGUGAUGGAGAAAACAGGACAGCUCUCGUGAAGGCUGUACAAUGCCAAGAAGAGGCAUGUGUAGAUAUUCUUCUCAGAAAAGGUGCUGAUGUAAAUACUAAGGAUUUCAAGGGCAACACCGCUCUCCAUUAUGCGGCCUAUGAGGGAAAUAUCUCAAUAGCAUGCAAGCUGCUUUUGAAUAAAGGAGAUAUAGAGGCCAAAAACAAGGAUGGCCUCACACCGCUUCUAGUUGCUGUAAAUGAAAAAAAAGAGAAAAUGGUGGCAUUUUUAUUAGAAGAAGCAAAUAUAAAUGCAGUUGACUACACUAACAGAACUGCUCUCCACUUGGCCUGUGCCAUUGGCCGUGAAGAUAUGGUGAAGCUCCUGGUAGAUCGGCACUGCCAGCUUAACCUCUGUGAUGGCGAAGACAGGACAGCUCUCGUGAAGGCUAUACAAUGCCAAGAAGAGGCAUGUGUAACUCUUCUCCUGGAACACGGUGCUGAUCCUAAAGUGAAAGACAACAAGGGCAACACAGCUCUCCAUUAUGCAGCCCACGAAGGGAUUGUCUCAAUAGCAGAGAAGCUGCUUUUACAAAACGCAAAUAUAGAGGCCAAAAACACGGAUGGCCUCACACCAGUUUUAGUUGCUCUAAAUGAAAACAAAGAGCAAAUGGUGAAAUUUUUAGUAGGAAAAGGAGCACGUCUACUUUCAGGGGAUACGGUUAAAAGUGACCAACUAAUUUCUGAACAUGAAGAAGAAAUGAAACCUGAAAAUUCUUCACAGAAUCAUGAUCUAGUGGCUAAGAAGUCUGAAGAAGUCUCUUUAAGCAGUCGUACCUGCAAAGCUGAUACUGAUGAUUCAAGGCCUUCAAAACAUGAGGACUUAAGUUCUGGUACCAAGAUAGGAUAUCAGCUUUAGGACGAGGAGAAGAUAGUUCACCUUGGGAUUCUGAGAGUAUUUCUGCAAGACUUCCAAAGAAAUCUGUUGAUUGUUUACCUGGAGCUGCAGAUCAACAAGGGCAAAGUAUAUUCAGUGAACAAGU
Canis lupus familiaris (dog) is the source of this 1127-nucleotide messenger RNA. Its product is annotated as ankyrin repeat domain-containing protein 26-like. The transcript is spliced from 12 exons. The record is from RefSeq and is a predicted model, not a curated record. NCBI's taxonomy places the organism in Eukaryota, Metazoa, Chordata, Mammalia, Carnivora, Canidae. The coding region runs from base 65 to 1003 and encodes 312 amino acids. Gene Ontology annotation, molecular function: protein binding.